This is a messenger RNA of Suillus paluster, 1329 nucleotides long. RefSeq names its product methyltransferase domain-containing protein. The transcript is spliced from 8 exons. Lineage: Eukaryota; Fungi; Basidiomycota; Agaricomycetes; Boletales; Suillaceae. The coding region runs from base 305 to 1267 and encodes 320 amino acids. The record is from RefSeq and is a predicted model, not a curated record.
CAUUUGUUUGUCGUAAUCUAAGUGGGAGAUUUCGUUGCCAAGCUGAACCAGAACUACCCUGUUUCUCGCAAAAACAAGGUCUUGUACCGUGCAUGCUAGCUUGAAGGUAUCCUACCUUACUAGUGAGCGUUGUCUGCAGCCUGCCGCCGUAUACAACCGCAGCGCCCAAUUGUUUUUGUACACGACCUAGACUCUUUAAACUGGUUAUCAUUAUUCCCGACAUAUCCUUCCCGCCAGCGCCAGUGCCUUCCCCGUAUACCCUUUCAGUCCUGUCAUUACCGAUCGACCGUUAUUCUCAUUCAUCAUGCCUGCAGUAUGGCAUCGACAUCCUCGAUAUUUCUUCCUCGUGGCCUUAGUUGUGACAGCAACUUUCUUCUUACUCAGUCCAUACCAAUCUCCGCUCUCAACCGACUCAUAUGCUGCGUAUAUCCGUGACAGUACCCUCCCAGCACGGCUUGAGCGAGCAGAAAGAGUCUAUCAGAAAGUAAUAGCUGGCCGCAAGGACCUAAUACAGAGAUAUGGCACAACUUCUCGCGACAUCGUCAUGUUUCCACCGGACAAAGAGCCAUGGCCAGCAUACACUGUCUGGAGCUUCUUUCCUCCAUCUUUUGAUUGUCCGCACGAACUGGAGCGCAUAGGUGCACUGGGGGAUGGCGGAAAGUGGGCAUGUGGGAUGUCUCGACUGGAGCACAAGCCAGACUGUAUCAUAUACACCUUUGGUAUGAACUAUGAAACGACAUUUGAGGCAGAGCUGCUCGAACGGACACGGCAUUGUGAAGUAUGGGGAUAUGACUAUCGCUCAAACUCGUUUGGAUCCCACAUCAAGAUCAACCACCGCGCACACUUUUAUUCAUGGGGUCUUGCCAACUUUGAUGCGCACGAGUCGCACCAUAAUCAUAAGCUGUAUACUCUCAAGACUCUGCUCGAGUUUAACAAGCACGACCAUAUUGACGUACUCAAAAUCGACAUAGAGGGUUGGGAAUUUGACACACUCACUCAGAUAAUCCAACCAUACAUCUUGUCCGGGGAACCCCUCCCCUUCGGACAGCUCAUAGUUGAGCUCCAUGCCUGGGAUAAGAAAUUUGAAGAUUUCUUACCUUGGUGGGAGAUGCUAGAACGAGCUGGAUUGAGACCAUUUAUGACUGAGGUGAACCUCGUAUACCAGAACUACAAUCGAGGAAAAGACACGGAUCUCGCCGAGUACUCCUUCAUCAAUAUUAAGGGAAACAACAUCUUCAUCUCGGAUCCACAAGAUGCCCCUGCAUAGUCGGAUGUUAUAUAGUCACUGCGUUGAUCACACUUUGCAGGGUGUGCACACACGGAAACUCC